Molecule: messenger RNA, 8817 nt
Organism: Neogale vison (American mink)
Lineage: Eukaryota; Metazoa; Chordata; Mammalia; Carnivora; Mustelidae
Gene: ARFGEF2
Product: ADP ribosylation factor guanine nucleotide exchange factor 2
Exons: 40
Coding region: 72-5468 (1798 amino acids)
Biological process (GO): regulation of ARF protein signal transduction
Molecular function (GO): guanyl-nucleotide exchange factor activity
Source: RefSeq, a predicted model, not a curated record
CCGCAGCCUCUCUCGCCCGCUUGCUCGCGCCGCCCGCCCGCGGGGCUGCCAGCCCCCGCCGGGCCGGGGCCAUGCAGGAGAGCCAGACCAAGAGCAUGUUCGUGUCCCGGGCCCUGGAGAAGAUCCUAGCCGACAAGGAGGUGAAGCGGCCCCAGCACUCCCAGCUGCGCAGGGCCUGCCAGGUGGCGCUCGAUGAAAUUAAAGCAGAAAUAGAAAAGCAGAGGCUUGGCGCUGCCGCACCACCAAAGGCAAACUUCAUUGAAGCUGACAAGUAUUUCCUUCCAUUUGAGCUAGCUUGCCAGUCCAAGUCCCCACGGGUGGUCAGCACAUCCCUCGACUGCUUGCAGAAACUCAUCGCAUAUGGGCACAUCACUGGCAACGCCCCUGACAGUGGAGCCCCGGGGAAGCGGCUCAUCGACAGGAUCGUUGAAACCAUAUGCAACUGUUUUCAGGGCCCUCAGACCGAUGAAGGAGUUCAGUUACAAAUAAUUAAGGCUCUUCUGACAGCGGUGACAUCCCCACACAUUGAAAUUCAUGAGGGCACUAUCCUGCAGACAGUCAGGACAUGUUACAAUAUCUAUUUGGCCAGCAAAAAUCUCAUCAAUCAAACCACUGCCAAGGCUACCCUCACUCAGAUGCUGAACGUCAUUUUCACGCGCAUGGAAAACCAAGUGUUGCAGGAGGCCAGAGAAUUGGAAAGACCAAUCCCGUCAAAACCCCAGUCCCCUGUGAUCCAAGCUGCAACAGUGUCCCCAAAGUUCAGUCAUCUGAAGCAGAGCCAGGCACAGAGCAAACCAACGACUCCCGAAAAGACAGAUUUAACCAACGGCGAACAUGCCAGCAGUGGUUCUGGAAAAGCGAGCUCAGAAAAUGGAGAUGCACCCAGAGAAAGAGGCGCAUCACUAUCAGGGACUGAUGACGGGGCCCAGGAGGUGGUGAAGGAGAUCUUAGAAGAUGUGGUCACAUCUGCUGUUAAAGAAGCAGCACAGAAGCACGGCCUGACAGAACCCGAGCAGGUCCUGGGUGAACUGGAGUGCCAGGAAGGUGCAGUUCCCCCAGCAGCUGAUGAAAAUUCCCAGACCAACGGGAUAGCAGACGACAGGCAGUCCUUGUCGUCAGCGGAUAAUCUGGAAUCAGAUGCACAGGGACAUCAAGUGGCUGCUAGGUUCUCUCACAUUCUGCAGAAGGACGCCUUCCUGGUGUUUCGCUCCCUUUGCAAGCUGUCCAUGAAACCCCUUGCUGAAGGCCCCCCAGAUCCAAAAUCCCACGAGCUGCGCUCCAAAGUGGUUUCCCUGCAGCUGCUCCUGUCCGUCCUGCAGAACGCUGGCCCGGUCUUCAGGACUCAUGAGAUGUUCAUCAACGCAAUCAAGCAGUAUCUUUGCGUGGCAUUGUCCAAAAAUGGCGUCUCUUCAGUGCCCGAUGUCUUUGAACUCUCUCUUGCCAUUUUUCUUACUCUUCUUUCAAACUUCAAAAUGCACUUGAAAAUGCAAAUAGAGGUCUUUUUCAAAGAGAUUUUCCUGAACAUUUUAGAAACAUCAACAAGUUCUUUUGAGCACAGGUGGAUGGUCAUUCAGACUCUGACAAGGAUCUGUGCAGACGCCCAGUGUGUUGUAGAUAUUUAUGUCAACUACGACUGUGAUUUAAAUGCUGCUAACAUUUUUGAGCGCCUUGUGAAUGAUUUAUCCAAAAUCGCUCAGGGAAGAAGUGGACACGAGCUAGGAAUGACUCCUCUGCAGGAGCUCAGUCUGAGGAAGAAAGGUUUGGAGUGCCUCGUGUCCAUUCUCAAGUGCAUGGUGGAAUGGAGCAAAGACCUGUAUGUGAAUCCCAACCACCAGACCAGCCUCGGUCAGGAGAGGCCCACAGAUCAGGAAUUGGGGGACGGGAAAGGCCUUGACAUGGCAAGGCGGAGCAGUGUGACGUCCAUGGAGUCCACAGUGUCCUCGGGGACCCAGAUGGCUGUCCAGGAUGAUCCGGAGCAGUUUGAGGUCAUCAAACAACAAAAGGAGAUUAUCGAACAUGGCAUCGAGCUUUUCAACAAGAAACCCAAGAGAGGCAUCCAGUUUCUCCAGGAGCAAGGCAUGCUGGGAACAUCAGUUGAAGACAUUGCCCAAUUCCUGCAUCAGGAGGAGCGCCUUGAUUCUACCCAAGUAGGUGAUUUUCUGGGAGACAGCACAAGGUUCAACAAGGAAGUGAUGUAUGCCUAUGUGGAUCAACUUGACUUCUGUGAAAAGGAAUUUGUCUCAGCCCUGCGGACGUUUCUAGAAGGUUUCCGCCUACCUGGGGAAGCCCAGAAGAUUGAUCGAUUAAUGGAGAAAUUUGCUGCGAGAUACAUAGAAUGCAACCAGGGGCAAACCCUGUUUGCUAGCGCUGACACUGCAUAUGUCCUAGCGUACUCAAUUAUCAUGCUAACCACCGACUUGCACAGCCCUCAGGUAAAAAAUAAAAUGACAAAAGAACAAUACAUUAAAAUGAAUCGGGGUAUCAACGAUAGUAAAGAUCUCCCGGAAGAAUAUCUCUCGAGCAUCUAUGAAGAAAUAGAAGGCAAGAAAAUUGCCAUGAAAGAAACAAAGGAGCAUACGAUCGCAACCAAAUCUGCUAAGCAGAGCGUAGCUAGUGAAAAACAGAGACGGCUGCUGUACAACCUGGAGAUGGAGCAGAUGGCCAGAACGGCCAAAGCGCUGAUGGAGGCCGUGAGCCACGCCAAGGCCCCGUUCACCAGCGCCACUCACUUGGACCAUGUCCGCCCGAUGUUCAAACUGGUGUGGACGCCGCUGUUGGCAGCCUACAGCAUCGGACUGCAGAACUGUGACGAUACGGAGGUGGCCUCCCUGUGUUUGGAGGGCAUCCGAUGCGCAAUCCGGAUUGCCUGCAUCUUUGGAAUGCAGCUGGAACGAGAUGCUUAUGUUCAGGCUCUUGCUCGCUUCUCCCUGCUGACGGCCAGCUCCAGCAUCACAGAAAUGAAGCAGAAAAACAUCGACACCAUAAAGACGCUCAUAACAGUGGCGCACACCGAUGGCAACUACCUUGGGAACUCCUGGCACGAGAUCUUGAAGUGCAUCAGCCAGCUGGAGCUCGCUCAGCUGAUAGGAACCGGGGUGAAAACGCGCUACCUGUCUGGAUCUGGGCGUGAAAGAGAAGGGAGCCUGAAGGGCCACACAUUGGCGGGAGAAGAGUUCAUGGGCCUUGGUCUUGGUAAUUUGGUGAGUGGUGGAGUGGAUAAAAGACAGAUGGCCAGCUUCCAGGAAUCAGUUGGUGAGACCAGCUCGCAGAGUGUGGUUGUAGCUGUAGACAGAAUUUUUACUGGAUCUACCAGACUGGAUGGAAAUGCCAUAGUUGACUUUGUCCGCUGGCUGUGCGCCGUGUCCAUGGACGAGCUGGCUUCUCCGCACCACCCCCGCAUGUUCAGCUUGCAGAAGAUUGUGGAGAUAUCGUACUACAACAUGAACCGGAUCCGGCUGCAGUGGUCCCGGAUAUGGCAUGUGAUUGGAGAUCACUUCAACAAGGUUGGCUGUAACCCCAACGAAGACGUGGCGAUCUUCGCUGUUGACUCCUUAAGGCAACUCUCUAUGAAGUUUCUUGAGAAGGGAGAAUUAGCCAACUUCCGCUUCCAGAAAGAUUUUCUGAGGCCCUUUGAGCAUAUCAUGAAGAAAAACAGGUCUCCGACCAUCCGGGACAUGGUGAUCCGCUGUGUUGCGCAGAUGGUGAACUCCCAAGCAGCCAACAUCCGCUCGGGCUGGAAGAACAUCUUCGCUGUGUUCCACCAGGCAGCCUCAGAUCACGACGGGAACAUUGUGGAGCUGGCCUUCCAGACCACGGGCCACAUCGUCACAACUAUCUUCCAGCACCAUUUCCCUGCAGCCAUCGAUUCCUUUCAGGACGCUGUGAAGUGCUUGUCAGAGUUCGCCUGCAACGCGGCCUUCCCCGACACGAGCAUGGAGGCCAUCCGGCUCAUCCGCUUCUGCGGGAAAUACGUCUCCGAGAGGCCUCGGGUGCUACAAGAAUACACCAGCGAUGACAUGAAUGUGGCUCCUGGCGACAGGGUCUGGGUCCGAGGCUGGUUCCCCAUCCUGUUUGAGCUCUCCUGCAUCAUUAACAGAUGCAAGCUAGAUGUUCGGACAAGAGGACUCACGGUCAUGUUUGAGAUCAUGAAGAGCUACGGUCACACCUUUGAAAAGCACUGGUGGCAGGACCUGUUCAGAAUCGUGUUCAGGAUUUUUGACAAUAUGAAACUCCCUGAGCAGCAGUCGGAGAAAUCUGAGUGGAUGACGACAACUUGCAAUCACGCCCUCUAUGCCAUCUGUGACGUGUUCACCCAGUUUUAUGAAGCUCUGAAUGAAGUACUUCUUUCUGAUGUGUUUGCACAGUUGCAGUGGUGUGUGAAACAAGAUAAUGAGCAGUUGGCUCGGUCAGGUACCAAUUGCUUAGAAAACUUAGUCAUAUCCAAUGGGGAGAAAUUCAGCCCAGAAGUCUGGGAUGAGACGUGCAUCUGCAUGCUGGAUAUCUUCAAAACCACCAUCCCACACGUCUUGCUGACCUGGAGACCUGCAGGAAUGGAGGAAGAUUCGUCAGAAAAACAUUUGGAUAUGGAUCUGGACCGCCAGUCUCUAAGCAGCAUAGAUAAAAACGCCUCUGAGAGAGGCCAGAGCCAACUCUCUAACCCGACCGAUGACAGCUGGAAAGGUAGACCUUAUGCAAAUCAGAAACUGUUUGCCAGCCUCCUCAUCAAGUGUGUGGUCCAGCUGGAAUUGAUACAGACCAUCGACAACAUCGUGUUCUACCCCGCAACGAGCAAGAAGGAGGAUGCAGAGCACAUGGUUGCUGCCCAGCAAGACACACUGGACGCAGAGAUCCACAUAGAAACAGAGGAUCAGGGCAUGUACAAAUGCAUGUCUUCCCAGCACCUCUUCAAGCUGCUGGACUGCCUGCAGGAGUCCCACUCAUUCUCAAAGGCCUUCAACUCCAAUUACGAGCAACGCACUGUCCUGUGGAGAGCAGGUUUUAAGGGCAAAUCUAAACCUAAUCUUCUGAAGCAAGAAACCAGCAGCCUGGCCUGUUGUCUGAGGAUCCUGUUUCGGAUGUAUGUCGACGAGAACCGCAGGGAUUCCUGGGAGGAAAUACAGCAGCGACUUUUAACCGUGUGCAGUGAGGCCCUUGCCUACUUCAUCACCGUGAAUUCUGAGAGCCAUCGGGAGGCCUGGACAAGUCUUCUGUUGUUACUUCUAACAAAAACCCUCAAAAUAAACGAUGAAAAGUUUAAAGCACACGCUUCUAUGUACUACCCCUACUUGUGUGAAAUUAUGCAGUUUGACCUGAUUCCUGAGCUCCGAGCAGUUCUGCGCAAGUUCUUCCUGCGGAUAGGUGUUGUCUAUAAGAUAUGGAUUCCAGAAGAGCCAUCCCAGCUCGUGGAGGGUCAGAUCAUAGAAACGGAGUCGGCAUCUGGGAGCUCAGAAUGGCCUGGAGGAGACUGACCUCGACGCGGGUCCCAUCAGUCCCUGGCUGAGACGUGCUGUUCCAUUAAAGUGUUGCAUACCCAGUUGACACAGUAGGUGGGGAAUCUGUUUCAUCUCAUCAUUCCAUCUUCCUGGCUAGACUGUUAAGCCUGUCGCCGCACAUGCACCAUUUCCUAGCAGAGUCCCGUGAUCGGCUGUAUGUGUUCUGUCGGAGGAGGUUGCGCUCCUUGAAAAUACUGAACGUAGCUGUAGAGGUUCGUGAUUAUUAGAGAGUACGUUAAUAAAAUUUCUUGUAACGGCUAAACGCCGCCUAAAAUAUGCUGGAUUUUUUGUCGUCGUUUGAGUGUGUUGGAGAAUUUUGAAUGUUUUUGUCAGUUGUGAGUCAGCUGUAGUUAGAUUAGUUUGGAGAAAGUCGGGGAGAAGGGUUGUUUUUGUUUUGUUAACGUCUGAGUGAUUUUUAAAGUACUUUAUGAAAAGCUAUUAUUGAAGAUCUCACUGAAAGCAGAGUUUAGUAAUUAAGUUAGAAUUAAAAGCUUGCAAGGUUAAAAAAUUUAAAAAGGUAGUGCCUCCUGGCCCUCCAUGUUUUAGUAACCUGGGGAGAAAAAGUCUGUAGGAAAAAGUAAAAAACGUAAUGAAGACAAGUAGCCUUCCUUGGAAGUAAGUAUUUGUGGAUGGGUAUGAAAAUUUCCGAAAUAGAUUGUCCAUCUCACACCCUCUCAUCUAAUAUAUGAAGUGGUAACAAAAAUGAAGUAAUUUAACAGAGUUAAUUUAUAUUUGAGUAAACCUUUUAUUUUUACCUCAGAAUAGUGAGUUUAGCGUCCCUGCUUUUGCACAGUCCCCAUUCAGGGGCCUCCAGAGAGGGAUGGCGGCUGUGUGGGAGAGGGGCCACCUGCGAAACUCCCCAGCCACAUGGCAUGAGUCCUUGACCCAGAGUCAGCCUGUGCUGUGGUGGGGCCAGCUCGGCUGAACCGUGACCGUGGCGGGAGAUGGCCUGUGCCCAGGUGCCAGAACUCGAGCCUCGGAACUGCAUUCUUUGGAAGGGUUGGCUUCUGGGAGCCCUUACUGUGUUAACAAAGGUGCAGUAGUCUUAACUGGAGUUAGGACCGAAUCCUGAUGCAGCAGCUUCUGUAAAAGAUUCCGUGAGUGGGGCCUGACGCCUGCAGGCGGUCUGGUCAGAAGCUGGAUUUAUUUACUCUGGGUGGUUGAGGAAGAGCACAUGAACUUGACCCUGCCCCCUCACCCAGGGCUCCCGAGAGCCACGCUCCCGCUCCCCGUGGAAGCAGUGUUACACGGAGUCAUAACACACCCAGACUCCGCCUGUGCCCUUCAGUCCUGGAAACUGGGUUAUAUUGAUGUCAACUCUGGUGCCUUAGAAGUUAGCAAGUUGGGAACCUAUCUAAAAUCAGAUAUUUUUUUUCUUCAUAGAGAAGGAUUUCUGGUGCUUUUGUUUCCUAAGAAACUGAGUUCUUAAAUUUGUUUGUGUUUUACAGCCUUGAGGAAUGUUUGGUUUGGGCUGGCAGUACUCUUUUUUUUUUUCUUUCCCCCAAAGUAUUUUAAUUUCUCUACCAAAGAAAAAAAAGAGCAGGUUUAGGUUUUUAUGUUACUUACAUACAUUGGAGAAGAGGAGCUAUAUAAUUUGAGAGGAAAGGACCGUGGGAGAAUUUUACUGUGAAUGGAAAACGUCAGCACCUUUGACUUACCUUGUCCUGGAAUGCGUUACGUCCUUAUGCUGCAGCCGAGACUCCCUCCCUGGUACUGUGGUCGGUCACAGCCUCUAUACGUCCGGGCUCUCCAUCCACAUCUGUCCUGAUGGCAUGCACAGGAACGUGCCACUGUGUCCCCACCUGGAGACUUCCGCUUUCCUUCUGAGGUUCUCACGUGCCGUUGUCUUCAACGGUGACCCCGCCGCCGGAGUCUUCCUGCCUUCUCUUUCAUUCUUGCCACCUCUUGCAGAGCGGGAAGUGUGUGAGCUCAUUUUGUUCCAGGCCCAAACGUUCAGCUUUGAAUUUUUUUUUUAACUCUGUCUUUUAAAACAUUGGAUUUUCUGAAUGAGGCAUUUGAAUCAUACCAGCAUGGAGCCUUUUAAAAACCGGGAUGUCAAACCAUUUGGGGUAAUUUUUCUUGCCAGUGGCCCGUGAAGUACAGAGGAAUUCCUUACCUCUACUAAUAAGCCAUUCAGCCUAAAUUCUACUUUGUGAAUAAAUCUGUUCUAUCUCCUGGUAAAUGUGGCUUGUGCCACUGAAACACUAGUGAGGAGAGUGUGUGUGACGGCACCCUGGGGCCAGGACACCAUUCACUAGCAAAGUUAGAGAAGAUGAAGCAUUUCCAAGGCCUUAUUUCUUUGUCAGGAUACUUUAAGUGUUGAUUCUAUGUGCUGGGUCUCUAGAGAAGUUUUUGUUACAACACUGCUACUUUGAGCAAUUUUGUUUUUCUGCGCUGUCUUUUAGGGAAAUCACCAGCUCUGGCAUCUUAACAACAAACGUGGAUGGGAAAUGUGAUUGCUAAUAUGCAUCUUUAGAGUCAAAUACACCUUUUUCCUGUUACUCCUCACGUACAACCAAAGAACUACAUUAUGGAAAUUGUAUCAUAAUAUCUGGAAACAAACAUUUUCCUCUGACAGGUGACUUUUGUACAAAAUGCCAAAAAAAAAAAAAAAACCCACAAAAAACCCUAGACCUUUUUGUUGUACUUUUGCAAUUACGGCUCUCCAUUACAUAGUCUUUAUAGUUACUGAAGGAACCUGCUAACGGAGGCAAGUACGACUGUCCCAUUCAGAUGUUUGUUGUUACGAUGCAAAUGGAUAUGGGCUGAGACAGAAGCAAGAUCCUUACUACUGCAUUCUCUGAGUUCUCUUUUAACAUUUGUGUUAAAGCAGACGUAGCUUGAACUCAUGUGAAAUCUUGGAGUUUUGCUAUCAGCAGCUUUGCAGUUGGAGAAACAAAGAAACCAAAGCUGAAUAUUUAAAAGAAUGAGUCUAUCUGGAAAUCCUUGCUCUCAAAAAAAAAAAAAAGACACUCAUCAAAGGUGUAGUUUUUCUCAGUGUUCUAAUUUUUUAAAAAUUUUAUCUUCAUAUUUGCAUCAAAUAUUUCUUUAUGUGCAAAAUGUAUGUUUUACCUCCUUAAAAUGCCUAAAAGUUAGUUAAUAGCUACUUUUGUUUAAUCUAUACACGAUGAUUAAGUGCAUUUAAUAUUGGUAAUUUAAUGAAAAGCAUUCCUUGCCCAAUGGAUGUAUACAUUUUUGAAAGAAUAAGCCGAAUUAUAUAAUAUGAAAUGCUAUGUAAAGUUUUCUAUGUAAAAAUAUUAUGUAUAAUACUGUUAAAAUCCCAUGCUUUAAUCAGGUGGUAAAUCAAUAAAGUUUUAAAAGGAAA